Molecule: messenger RNA, 4008 nt
Organism: Symbiodinium sp. CCMP2456
Lineage: Eukaryota; Dinophyceae; Suessiales; Symbiodiniaceae
Source: the annotation of a GenBank genome assembly
AUGCACCAGCUCAUUCCAGGGGCGAAGCUGCCAUCCGCGGACACGUACAGGGGGCCCGUCUCCAUGCUUCGGAGGGCUUUCGAGGCUACAGAGAGCCUUGGCUCCCUCACCGUGGUACUGGCAGUUAUGGACAACUCAACACGCAUCCACGGCAAGCUGCACCCCAUGAUCGCAAUCAUCACCAUAGGCGACUGCGAGCUGAUUGUGCUGCGCAGGGUGAAGGGAGCCCGGCAACCGCUUGAGAUCGUGUGCCACACGGAGAUGCAAAGAAUUGAUGGCCAUGCCCAAACACCUUUGCAGCUUGCCCGGGUGGAUGCCCGAAUUGAUCCGAACUUUCACGAGGCCCUCACGAUCGAAGUGAUAGAACGAGGUAGUGCAGUUCACUGCGUCUCUGCAUACGAGGGUGACAUUGUCAUCAUGGGCAGCGAUGGCGUGUUUGACAACCUCUACCUGGACGAAAUCAUGGAGUUGGCAAACGCAAUGCUGCCUCCAACCCAGGCGGGCCAGCACUUCUCCGAAGCGCAGAUGAAGGCUCUGGCCCAGCAGAUUGUGGAGGCAUGUCAUGCAAAGACUCGCCCCGGCCCCAUGGGGCAGCUACGGGAAGCCCCGAUUGGUCGCGGAGGCAAGAAGGACGACACGUCCUGCGUAGUUGCAGAAGUUGUUGAGUGGACAAAGGAGCAUGCCAGGGUCUGGUCGACUCCAGACGACGGCUUCGGUUGGAGCUCCAUGAUGAACAACUUCUUCCCGCUCAACUUGAACGGUUGUUGUGUGGCUUCCUACGACUCCGAUGAUGAGGUGGAUUUGCGAAAGCCAGCCUCCAAGAAGCCGGCGAACUUCCAGAACGAGAUGCAGAGUGGAGUUCACAACGGACAGUGGAAUGGACAGCAGAGGGCCAACGGCCUCAGUAUGCCCAACUCCGCUCCCAGCUCAGCACAAAAUCCAUCCAACUAUCCCUACCCAUCAACGUCCAGCAUACCACAACCAAUCCACCAAGCGGACCAACAACCCAGGCCAGUCCAGCCGGCCCAGCACGCCCAGCACGCCCCGCAAGCGCAAGUCCAGCAGGUGCAGCAGGCCCAGCAAGCCCAGCAGGCGCAGCAGUUGCAGAUGCAGAUGCAGAUGCAACAGCUCCAACAACAGCAGCAACAGCAGAUGCCGAUGCAAUAUUCGGCAGCGAAUCCAUAUUCAGCGCAUGCAAGUAUAUCGGUGGCCAAGCAAGCAGUGCCGGUGCCGGUUAUGGUUAUAUGGCCGGAGGCUAUUCAGGUGUCGCCAGCAAUCCAGUGUAUGGCAGUUACGGUGGCUGCGGCGCUUACGGCCGCUACGGCUGAUCUUUGGGCCCCAGACUCCACCAGCCGGACGGAGCAUGGCAAGAGCCAGAAAGAGCCUGGGGAGUCCCAGGACUAUCAGACCAUCUCUGUUUGGGAUUGGCCGUCCGACAACGACGGUCCAGUUUGCACUGCAGCGGUAGGGACGCAGGAUGUGCAAACUUGUGUUCUCUUCAAUGCAUGGGACACGCACGAGAUCGCAACCAACGGGAAGCGCCGAGUGUUCUUUUGGACCUGGGACGUGGAGCAGCCCUUCCAGUUCUACUCGCCGGCUUUGGCACCUCGAGACUUCAAGCAGAGGAUCGGCGACUACACGCAGACCAUCUUUCUGCCCGAGUCCACCCAGGCUGCCACAGGGACGAUCGAUGGUGACGUGGUCAUCUGGGACCUAUCGCUGAUUGUAGAUGGAUUGAGCCGCCCCGAUGAGAGACGGGCCGUCAAAAUCAUCCGGCUUUGCCCAGAUGUGUCCUUAAAUGUCCUUCAAGUUCAUGAGAAGGCACGGGUUGUUAUUGGCACCGCUGAUGGAGCCGUCCGCUUCUAUGACUAUCAGUUCAGGGUCCAAGCGUGGUUCGAAGACCUCUUGGCUGGAUCUGUGAAGUCCAUUUCUUUUGAGAAGGCCAACGAGGAUGCAGAGGACUAUGAGCCCACAGGAAUCAGCGCUGGUGUCGGUGUAGAGGACGACUUCAAGUGCCCCAACUUUCUGGUGAGCACAGGCUCUGCUUUGGUCGUGCUGGUGGAGUCGAAGCUGUUCUAUGAGCUUUCUCCGGAGAAUCGCAGAGGAAGAUUAGUUCUUCAAGGGCUCGACUCUCCAGUGCAUGGGCUCUGCUGCCACCCGCAGCUACCCUUGGUGGCCGUUUGUGGCUAUUCGGGCUUUCUGCACAUGUGGAACUACAACACCAGGUCUUUGCACUUGGUGAAGAUCUUCGAAAAGCUUGUUCCGCACAUACUCCAAUUCUCCCCCGAUGGGAAGCUCCUGGCUGCUGGCUUCACCAACGGACACUGCAAGCUUCUGAAAUCCACGGACCUUUCGGAGGUGGUGUCCUUUAGAGACUCUCGCGAUUGCGUGACGCACAUCGCCUUCAGUUCAGACUCCUGCCAUCUGGCCUUGGCGCAUGCCGACCGUUCACUCUGUCUCUACCGAUACUCGCAUCGUCCGAACGACAAGAACUUCCCCAAGGAGUGGAUGUACUCAGCGAAGCACAAGUCGCACUGGCGUCCCAUCGUGGGCCUCUGCUUUUCCGGCUCGGAGUCCGAGAAGCUGAGGCUCUUCUCCGUGGGGGAGGGCUUUCCUUGGUGUGGGCUGUCUCUGCUGCAAAACAGCUUGAUGGCAUCGGCAGCUGAAGAGAACAAGGACAACUAUCGAGGUGUCUUUGAUGGUUGCCUGGGCUUCGGAGAGAAAGCAGCGCUCAUCAUCAUUGACUUCACCAAGGCCUACACCACACCGGGCAGCUCUUGGUACUGUCCUGGAAGCGGCUACGGUGUGGUGGACGCCGUUGCGGAGUCACGUCCGCUGGUGGAGCUCGCGAGAACCAAGGGCGUUCCAGUCUUCUACACGAAGGUGUACUUCGAGCACCCCAGCGAUGGUGGGAUCUUCACCCAAAAGAUCCCAAAGCUGCGCACUUGGACGAAGGACAAUCCGCUGGUCGAGAUUGAUGACAGCAUUGCCCCUCAUGAGGGCGAUGCCGUCCUCGUGAAGCAGUAUCCCUCUGCUUUUUUCGGCACCAACCUGGCGUGCAACCUUCGUGCCAUCGGGGUAGACACUUGCAUCAUGAUUGGCUGCUCCACCAGUGGCUGCAUCCGAGCCUCCGUGCUGGACGGCAUGCAGCAAGGCUUUAGGUGUGUCGUCCCACGGGAGUGCGUGGGAGACCGCACGCAAAGCAUCCACGAGUCAAACCUCUUCGACAUCAACGCAAAGAACGGAGAUGUCGUGACAAAGCAGAGCGUCAUGGACUACAUGCUGCAGUUGGAGGACACGGAGAACUCGUCAAAGCGAAGACGACGCUCUGAGUACAAACUUGAAUCCUCUGCCGUAGAGGUGAAGGAUCAGGCGGCAGAAGACAAUGCCAGCAACUACAAGGACGUCUUUGACGGCCAGCUUGGCUUUGGCUCCAAGUCUGCCGUGAUCGUCAUCGACUUCACCAAGGCCUACACCACACCGGGCAGCUCUUGGUACUGUCCUGGAAGCGGCUACGGUGUGGUGGAUGCCGUUGCGGAGUCACGUCCGCUGGUGGAGCUCGCGAGAACCAAGGGCGUUCCAGUCUUCUACACGAAGGUGUACUUCGAGCACCCCAGCGAUGGUGGGAUCUUCACCCAAAAGAUCCCAAAGCUGCGCACUUGGACGAAGGACAAUCCGCUGGUCGAGAUUGAUGACAGCAUUGCCCCUCAUGAGGGCGAUGCCGUCCUCGUGAAGCAGUAUCCCUCUGCUUUUUUCGGCACCAACCUGGCGUGCAACCUUCGUGCCAUCGGGGUCGACACUUGCAUCAUGAUUGGCUGCUCCACCAGUGGCUGCAUCCGGGCCUCAGUGCUGGACGGCAUGCAGCAAGGCUUUAGGUGUGUCGUCCCACGGGAGUGCGUGGGAGACCGCACGCAAAGCAUCCACGAGUCAAACCUCUUCGACAUCAACGCAAAGAACGGAGAUGUCUUGCCUAAGCAGGCAGUCAUGGAUUACUUGGCAAAGAGUUAA